Molecule: messenger RNA, 1731 nt
Organism: Psilocybe cubensis
Lineage: Eukaryota; Fungi; Basidiomycota; Agaricomycetes; Agaricales; Agrocybaceae
Exons: 7
Coding region: 1-1731 (576 amino acids)
Cellular component (GO): RNA N6-methyladenosine methyltransferase complex; nucleus
Molecular function (GO): mRNA m(6)A methyltransferase activity
Source: RefSeq, a predicted model, not a curated record
AUGUCAGACGACGAACUUAAGGUCGUCGCCAUUACUGGCUUCAAGUCCCUGAUAUCGUCAAGAAAAUUACACACCCCAACGACGUCAAUGGACCUCUUAACCAGCGUAAUGACUACCAAAAUGCCAGCUGAAUUGCUUCCAAACUCGCCAACACCCAAAUUCCGUCUUACAGACCUUGCCCGCUUCGAGCGCAUAGUAGAGGAUCUCUCGAGCACAUGGAGUGAUGGUGUACUGUCAUUCUCUCGAGAUGGGGCAUCUGGAAAGAUGAUAAUAUUGGAACUAGGGCUAAAUUCCCCUUGUUCUGGCGCUCAUCGACCUCUUCUUGGCGCUGCAAACCCUUCCUCGAAUUCUGCUGGAGGUGGCCUGGCUGUCCUUGGGACAAGGAAGAGGAAGAGAGUUAUAGAUGAAGACGCAGACUCUGCUGCUGGAGACGACGAUGACGCGUUGCAGGAAGAUGAGGGAACCACCGUUACGUCGACCUCGACACUAGCCAACCUGAGCGCUGAAAUGAAGGAGGUUUACAUGAUUCUUCAGAAAGGUACAGCUAAAGGGCGACUCCUUGCUGAGCAGUUUCAUUCGCGGGACGAGAACUUUGACCCCAUUUGUAGUUACAUCACAAAAGAAGAUUGUGCAAAAGCUCACAGAACAUCUUCAAAAGCUUCCAAUUCUGCUCCACCGAGUAUCUGUGAACGUGUACAUUUCCGCCCCCUCAUUCGACCUCAUACAGAUGUGACACUAGGGCAUUGUUCCUAUCUCAACACAUGCUAUUCUGAACCUACCUACGCCCAGUCACCUUCACUCCCCCCAUUCCCUGGUUCGAGCAACGUUCAUGGUACUGUCCCUCUCAAUACUCGCGGUCCAACCUCGCUGCCGUCCGGUUUGGGUGCGGGAGGACGGGGAAAAGAGAAAGCACCGUGUCGGUAUCUUCAUUACGAAGUGGACUGGGAUGGAGGUGACGGUGACUGGAAGAAAGAGUCGCCACCAAAAAAGAAGUUUCACAGGUUGAGGAUAGGACUGGGUCCCAAUGGUAGGAUCACCAAACCGCUCCCACCGCAAUGGAUAAACUGCGACCUCCGCACAUUUGAUUAUUCUACAUUGGGCAAAUUUCACGUCAUUAUGGCCGAUCCACCGUGGGACAUCCACAUGAGUCUUCCUUAUGGCACUAUGAACGACGACGAGAUGAGAAAAAUGCCUAUUCCCAUGCUUCAAGACGAAGGGUUCUUGUUCUUGUGGGUAACAGGUCGCGCCAUGGAAGUCGGCCGUGAGUGCAUGCGAGUUUGGGGAUACACUCGCGUGGAUGAAGUAGUAUGGGUCAAAACAAAUCAACUGCAACGCGUCAUUCGUACAGGCCGUACAGGGCAUUGGCUUAAUCACACGAAAGAGCAUAUGCUCGUUGGAGUUAAAACAGUCUUGGACGAUAAAGGCGCGUUGAAAUUCCCCUCGUGGGCAAAUCGUGCGUUGGAUACGGACGUGAUUGUGUCUGAAGUACGAGAAACGAGCAGAAAACCCGAUGAAGUGUAUGGACUCAUCGAAAGGAUGUGUCCAGGGGGGAGGAAGGUAGAGAUAUUUGGCAGAAAGCAUAACGUUCGGCCAGGGUGGCUCACACUGGGCAACCAGCUGGGAGCAGAUCAGAUAUUCGAAGAGGAUUUGGCGCUUCGCGUCAAGGCCAAGUACCCCGACAGGCAGAUAAACGCGCCUAUGACCUACAAAAACAAUACUCGCGCGUCUUAA